UAGUAAUUAACGAUCAUUCCAAUAAAUCACAGUGUUCUGUUGUGAUAGUUAUCGUUAGAAGACGAUUAAUUGAUUUUUAUCGCGUUGAUUUUUAAACCAAAUUGGCAUCAUGAAUAUGAAAAUUAUUAUUAUCGUAACAGUGUACCUCAUUGGGAUCGUGCUAUGUAGGAAAAUUGUGCGAAAGCCUACAAAAGAUCCGUUCCACGAUUUCAUAGACGAUCCAGAACUUGAAAUUCCCGAUGAACAAGAUGAUACGCCACCUUCAAAUUUCACUGGAAAUGUUCAAACAGCUAAAAUUACGAACUCAGUGAAUAAAAACCACGGAACGGGAAAAUUUAAAUACACUUUCGAAACACAGAAUGGAAUUUCGAUUGCACAAGUAGGAAAAUUGAAAGAUAACAAAACAUUCGUCGUUAUGGGAUCUUAUGCGUAUACUGGAGCUGAUGGCAAGAGAUAUAGAGUGAGGUACACUGCUGACGAAUUCGGCUAUCAUCCAAUUACAAUGUUAGACGAUAUUGAUAUUCCGGAAAUAAACUUUACAAAACCGGAACCAAAACCCCUACCGGUUAGUCGACCGAGCAUCAGUUUAACAUUGCCGAACAAAGCUAUAAACACAAAUGGCCAAAAUAACAAUCUACUGGCUGGUACCGAUAAGGAUACCGAUUCCAAGGCAGAAAUCGAAAAGAACGUCGUAAACCAGUACCAAAGAGACUCGUUUCAUAUCAACGAUGAUGUGAAGGUGAAAGUGACGGAUGUAUCUAACAAUGGUGGAGGUGGAAGCCAAAAUGUUCUCAAUGAUGACGGAUACCACUAUGAUAAACCCCGGAUAACCACUCCGGAACCGGAAAUUAUUGAGCGAACGUAUCUGCCGCCAAAAGAAUUUGUACCGCCCAGUGAUAGAGAAUAUCUUCCUCCCACAGGUUUCGAACCUCCUAGAAGUGAUUAUUAAGUAUUUUGGUGGCUGUGUGUAUAUACGUUUGUGCAUUACAUUUUUUGUUAAUAUUUUUAAAUUUCCUAUUUUUAACAAAGAAAAUAAAAGUUAAAUU
Molecule: messenger RNA, 1046 nt
Organism: Bradysia coprophila
Lineage: Eukaryota; Metazoa; Arthropoda; Insecta; Diptera; Sciaridae
Product: Cuticular protein 11A
Cellular component (GO): chitin-based extracellular matrix
Molecular function (GO): structural constituent of chitin-based larval cuticle
Source: RefSeq, a predicted model, not a curated record